AUGGACGACGAGAGGACAGCUUCGGCAAAAGUGAGGAAGAAGUCUGCCCCUGCCCAUCGGAAAUCGCUAUCUUGCGAAUAUUGCAACAGAUCUUUCGCUCGUCUGGAGCAUCUUCAGCGCCACCUCCGCACCCAUACGAAGGAGAAACCAUUCUCGUGUGAUAUAUGCUCCAAGUCUUUUGCCAGGAGCGAUCUCCUCGUACGACAUGAGCGUCUAGUCCAUCCGGCCGAGGCAGCAGCCAAUCGAGAGCAUCGCAAUCAUAGCAACCACGAUGUCUCCCAGGCCCCCCCGUCAAUGAUUCAACCUUCCCAUCAUGAAUCCCGAAUGCUAGAGCUCGCUGAAGCCGUUCCGCCGCCCCCGCCCGAGGUGCAAGUCCAGCCUCCUCCGAUUGUGGAAACAACGCACUUUAAUCCCUCUUGGGGAUAUGAUUUGAACCUUCUCUCCCAUGCGGCUAGCCAUGUCGCCCUAGAAGGCCAACAAGAGAGCCUGGAGAGUAUCCGGAAGCCGCCGCCAGCCAUUGCACCCCCUCCACCGCUCCCUCCUGUCCAUGAAAGAGCCCUUACCGACAAUUAUGGAGUCGAGCCCUCAAUUCUAGACCUCACUGACCUUGGGGAUCCGGUCCAGGAUUUUACCGUCUUUUUGGAGAGCGUUGGCUUCUCCUCCGAUUGGGAUUCGGGGGUGUUCUCCACAGUAGAAGAACCUAUCUUACCCACCACUCUGCCAAUGGACUCGAAAGGAAUGAUACGCGACUCUUCCAGACUCGGUCCCGAUGUCAUUCAUGAUCCUAGAGCCGCUGCCGAUGAACCACCGUCGUUUUCCAAUUUUGGUUCCCGGCUUCCGUCUCUACAGCCAGAAGCCAACGACGUGGAUGAUCGUCUGGGCUUCGCGGAUGAAGGCCCCCGUCCCGCUUGGGACAUAUCCAAUGCAGAUCGUCAGGUUUUCAUUUCAAAACUGGAAGAGUUUGCCUACAUUCUCCCCAAAGGCUUUAUUCCACCAUCAAGACAUGCUCUAUCUCGCUUCUUUGCGGGCUAUAUCAAUGGCCUCAAUGAACAUCUUCCCUUCAUUCAUGUCCCAACAUUGUCGAUUGCAAAAUGCUCGCCGGAGCUUACACUAGCACUCGCGGCGGCAGGCUCUCACUACCGAUUUGAGAAUAGCCGUGGAAUCGACCUGUUCCACGCCGCAAAAGCCAUCCUUCUGGAGCGCCUGCAGAGGAGAGAUAGUAAACAAGUUCCUUGUCCAACAUGGAAUUUCUUAUCCCCCCAAUCGGGCUUCCAUAAUUCUCGUGGAUCAUCUACCACCUCGGCCCAGGGCAACAGCCCUUUUCAGCAACAUCAACACCAACAACCCCACAUGCUCUACCCGUCUGAUCCUUCUGGUUACCCACCAGAGGAUUCAGAUGCCCACAUGGAAGUGAUCCGAACUUUCUUACUCCUGACCGUCUUUGCCUCUUGGGAGCGACACCCCGAGCUCUUGCGGGAGAUCCUUUCCCUCCAGAGUACUUUGGCCAGACUCGUCCGAGAACAUGGUCUCUCUGAGCCGACCAUGAAUUUGGAUCCCAAUAACUGGGAGGAGUGGAUUCGAAGAGAAGGGAACCGACGCACAAAGUUAAUAGUCUACUGCUUCUUCAAUCUUCACUCAAUCAUGUAUAACAUUCCCCCUCUCAUCUUGAACGCGGAGCUCAAGUUGAAUAUGCCAUGUUCCCACGAUGUGUGGAAAGCAAAUAACGCAGUCCAGUGGCGACGCAUUGUUCGGACCAGAAUUGGAUCGGAGGUCCCAUUUCAGGAAGCGUUCACAAAGCUCUUCCUUAAAUCUAACAAUAUCUCCAAGUCUGCCCCGAUUUCACCCCUCGGGAACUACAUCUUGAUACAUGCUCUCAUCCAGCAAAUAUUCUUCGCCCGCCAGCUUUGCCUCUCCGCCCCCAAUAUGCAAAGUACCAGUCUCAGGGCUGAUGACCUGAAUGCGCUGGACGGCUCGUUAAGCUCCUGGAAGGCGUUGUGGAAACACACCCCUGAAUCAAGCAUCGAUCCUCAGAAUCCGGCCGGUCCGAUUGCAUUCACAUCGACCGCUCUUCUGGGUCUCGCGUACAUCCGAUUACAUGUGGAUCUAGGACCCUGCCGUCACCUCGUCACUCAAGACCCACACGAGAUCGCCAGGGCUCUCAGCGAAUACCCGCCCAUCGUACGGAGCCCUCGGUUGAUUAUGGCUCUGCUGCACUCUGCACACGCUCUGUCAAUCCCGGUCCGCUUAGGCAUUGACUUUGUGGCAAGAACGCAUUCCUUUUUCUGGAGCAUCCAGCACUCUCUGUGUAGUCUGGAAUGUGCAUUCCUCCUAAGCCGGUGGCUACUAUCCAUCCCGAUGACACAAGCCGAGCAAAGGCUUUCGGAGCAUGAAAGAAAGUUGCUCUUGUGGAUCAAGAGCAUGAUGGAUGAAACGGACAUGGCGGUGGACCCACCGGGCGCGCCUGAUAUCGACUUCAUGGCCAACCCUUACAAGGCAAAACAACUCAGUGUGGCGAUUGUCCGUGUCUGGGCGAGGACCUUCAAGGGAAACACGAGCUGGGCGAUAGUUGACCUGGUCGGUUCCAGCCUUGAUGCUUAUGCAGAUCUUCUUGAAGCUCAGAUAUAA
Messenger RNA from Aspergillus ochraceoroseus IBT 24754, 2625 nucleotides. Its product is annotated as FTFMHR domain-containing protein. Bases 1 to 2625 code for a protein of 874 amino acids. Gene Ontology annotation, cellular component: chromatin. NCBI's taxonomy places the organism in Eukaryota, Fungi, Ascomycota, Eurotiomycetes, Eurotiales, Aspergillaceae. The transcript has 3 exons. Gene Ontology annotation, biological process: regulation of transcription by RNA polymerase II; DNA-templated transcription. The record is from RefSeq and is a predicted model, not a curated record. Gene Ontology annotation, molecular function: zinc ion binding; DNA-binding transcription factor activity, RNA polymerase II-specific; RNA polymerase II cis-regulatory region sequence-specific DNA binding.